CUACUAUUGACAAGAACGGUUUGACUUUUCUGGCCUACAAAAACGUUAAUUUGCUCUUUUAAGAUGUAUGCACAAUAGGUUAAAAUAUCCAGUAUUACGAUAUCAAAAUGAGACGAUGAAUCUUAAUGAUAGUAGAGGUACACCAUCGGAUGCCACCAUAGAAGGACCAGGAGCUGAACACAUGAAGUCCCAGGCAUUGGGAAAGUCGCGGCCGCCAUCGCUAUUGCCUGACUUGGAAGAUCCAGAUGAAACAGAGCAGGAUCUGGAAGCUCGGAUUCGAGCACAAUUGAAGAAAACUGCUAAAGAGAAUACUACCAUAGAAGGAAAACUCCUUCUAGUAUCCCAAUUCGAAACUCCCAGAGAAGUUCUGUGUUGCAAGUACAACGAGGAGUUUGAUUACUUGGCAGCUGGAGGAGCAGAUGGAGUUAUACGUGUCUAUAACAGCAACACAAUGGAAGAGUCUUUUAUUCUUUCCGACAGUGACGUGAAAGACAACAGAGCUCCCGUAACUUGCAUCAAGCAUCGGCCCGUUUCCAAAACCUACCCCAUAACGAACUGCUUCACCGGUACCUAUGCUAAUGGGUGCGUCAAAUGCUGGAGCUACAACUUCAACCAAUGCCUAUACACCAUCAGAGAGAAACGGCAGACCUUCGGUAUUGUCUACCAUCCGAGGUUUCCGAAAUUCGUCACUUUUGGGGAUGACCUUAAAGUGUACUUCUACGAUGAAGAGAGCAAAGUACAAGAAAGGAUACUGGCUGCCAGCGAUAAUCCUGAUAAGCAUGAUGGGCAUAUGUCUAGGGUCUUCGCAGCAUGCUUCCAUACAAACACGAAAACUGGAGAUAUAAGGAGGUUCAACUGAGCAAGGGAUACACGUAUUCAUAUGAAGUGUACCCUGUCGCCACGGAUGGUGUAGCUCUCCGAAAUCUAUGGGACGUAGAACAUGGCGUAGAGGGUCUGUGCACUGAAAAAUGUCAACAUAACCUGCCACAAUCUUUGUGUGGAUUUUACUCACGUUUUGCCAUGCUUUGCAGGAACAAUUAUGAGCUGAUUACCGGCGGAUGGGAUAACACCGUUCAAUUCUGGGACCUGCGCCAACCGUACGCUGUCAGGAAGAUAACUGGAGUCCACAUGGCUGGGGAGGGAAUAGAUAUAAGUGUCUCGGGAAAGGAAAUACUAACGGCGGCCUUCCAGAAAGCCAAUCAGCUUGCCUUGUGGGAUUACGGAUCCGGUAGAUGCAUUAGUGUGUUAGAACCCGACGUGUAUAAUAGCAAGUUGUACUGCGGCAAAUUCGUAACUAAAGACUUCGUGGUAACAGGAGGCACGGAUCCCAACUUGGUCAGAAUUGUGGACCUCCAGACCACAGGAACAGCUGCCGCCAUGAACUUCCUUCCAGGAGCAGUUUACUCAUUUGAUGCUGGGCAGGUACGGAAAAAGGAUGUGCCAUCAACUAUCAACAAGGAUAUAAUAAGCACCAGGGCUAAGAGUGACGCUUCUAGCAUCCCUAGGAUUGGCUUUGUAUCGUCAAGGAGACUGUAUCAAAUUGAAUUGUAUUGAUGUGAUGUUUAUAUUCCCCAAUAUAGCAAAAUGUCUCAAAUGAUAAUAUAAUGAGGUGGUUGAACCAUCGAAGGCCACCGUAACAAAUAAACAAUAAUUAUUCCUUAAUUUAC
Molecule: messenger RNA, 1667 nt
Organism: Acanthoscelides obtectus
Lineage: Eukaryota; Metazoa; Arthropoda; Insecta; Coleoptera; Chrysomelidae
Source: the annotation of a GenBank genome assembly